AUGUCAGAAAGUCUCUCAGAUUCUGAUACUGCCAUGCUUGAAUUUGUUCGAAAACACCUUCUUGAAGAUCACGACAUCUCUUGUUCUUUUCCGGCGAGGAAUUCAUCAUUCGACAAACGACUUUACAGCCGGAGUUCAAGCUUCACAAGCCCUUACUCGUUUGAUACAUCCAUCGAACAAUCAUUCACUGUAGAUUCAUAUGUCGAUUCUCUUUCUUCUGUAAUAAGUUCUUGCAAUUCAAGGGUGUGUAGCCCUAGGGCUAGCAAUAGUAUCAACAAUCAAGUUUUUCAUGAUAAUUCUAUAGAGAGUUCAUGCAGUGAAUCGACUAAGAGCCCUAGUUCAAGCAGAUCUCAAUCGCAUUCCUCGAUAAUUCUUGGUUCAGAUAACUCAAAUAUCUUUCAAGUUACAAAUUGGGAAGUCGGACCUACACUUCAUAGCCCGUGCUCACAGAUUUUAACGGAGGAAGCGCAGUUUAAACUUGAUUUCUCACUUGGAAAAGUCGAAAAGAUACAGAAAAGUGAUCAAAAACCUAAAGAUUGGAGACGGUUUAGAGGCGUAAGGAGACGACCAUGGGGAAAGUUUGCAGCUGAGAUAAAGAACCCAUGUAAGAAAGGUGCUCGAAUUUGGCUUGGAACAUUCUCUACACCUGAAGAAGCCGCGUUGGCUUACGAUCAAGCAGCAUUCAAGAUUCGGGGUUCACGAGCCAUGGUUAACUUCCCACAUCUGAUCGGAUCAAAAACCAUAAAACCUUUAUGUUCUUUGUCACAAGUAGCUUUGGAAUGCAAGUUAAAAAACAAAGGCUUCAAAACGGAAACCGAACAUUGA
Lactuca virosa is the source of this 825-nucleotide messenger RNA. The record is from the annotation of a GenBank genome assembly. NCBI's taxonomy places the organism in Eukaryota, Viridiplantae, Streptophyta, Magnoliopsida, Asterales, Asteraceae.